Messenger RNA from Arvicanthis niloticus (Nile rat), 4485 nucleotides. RefSeq names its product USP6 N-terminal like (gene Usp6nl). Gene Ontology annotation, molecular function: small GTPase binding; GTPase activator activity. The record is from RefSeq and is a predicted model, not a curated record. NCBI's taxonomy places the organism in Eukaryota, Metazoa, Chordata, Mammalia, Rodentia, Muridae. Gene Ontology annotation, biological process: regulation of GTPase activity.
ACUUCCUGGUUCCCGGGCUCGGCUUUGCCGGGAGCCUCCUGGAAGGGAAACAAUGGGGCGGAGGGCACUGCGGUAGCCGCCGCCACCGCCGCCGCGCCGGACCCUCUCGGCCUCCCGUGACUGGCCGCUGCCGCCGCCGCCGGGACCGCUUGGAGAACAGGAUAUGUAUUCCCCUGAGAAACCCUGGACAGCAGAUUUUGGGUUAAUACUGGAUUGGAACAACACACAGAGACGUUUGCAGUCAUGAAUUCGGACCAGGAUGUAGCACUCAAACUUGCUCAGGAACGAGCUGAAAUAGUUGCUAAAUAUGACAGAGGACGGGAAGGUGCAGAGAUCGAGCCCUGGGAAGAUGCCGAUUAUCUUGUUUACAAAGUCACUGAUAGAUUUGGCUUUUUACAUGAGGAAGAGCUCCCGUACCACAAUGCAGCGGCCGACCGGCAAAAGCAGCUGGAAAUCGAAAGGACUUCCAAGUGGCUGAAAAUGCUGAAAAGAUGGGAGAGGUACAAGAACACCGAGAAGUUUCAUCGACGAAUUUACAAAGGAAUUCCACUCCAGCUCCGAGGUGAAGUCUGGGCCCUGCUUCUUGAGAUCCCUAAAAUGAAAGAAGAAACAAGAGACCUUUAUAGUAAAUUAAAACACAGAGCACGGGGUUGUUCACCUGAUAUCAGACAGAUAGACCUUGACGUGAACCGCACAUUCAGGGACCACAUCAUGUUUAGAGACAGAUAUGGCGUUAAGCAACAGUCCUUAUUCCACGUCCUUGCUGCUUAUUCUAUCUACAAUACGGAAGUCGGCUACUGCCAAGGGAUGAGCCAGAUCACAGCCCUGCUCCUUAUGUACAUGAAUGAGGAAGACGCCUUCUGGGCCCUGGUGAAGCUCUUCUCAGGCCCCAAGCAUGCUCUGCACGGUUUUUUUGUCCAAGGCUUUCCUAAACUCUUGAGAUUUCAAGAACAUCAUGAGAAAAUUCUGAACAAAUUUUUGUCCAAACUUAAGCAGCACUUGGAUUCUCAAGAAAUCUACACAAGUUUUUACACAAUGAAAUGGUUUUUUCAGUGUUUCCUUGACCGAACUCCCUUCAGGCUGAACCUCAGAAUAUGGGACAUCUAUAUCUUUGAAGGAGAGCGAGUUCUUACUGCCAUGUCUUACACAAUCUUGAAACUACACAAAAAACAUCUAAUGAAGUUGUCUAUGGAAGAACUUGUAGAAUUUCUUCAGGAGACUCUCGCCAAGGAUUUUUUCUUCGAGGAUGAUUUUGUGAUAGAGCAACUUCAGGUUUCUAUGGCAGAGCUAAAGCGGGCAAAGUUAGAUCUCCCAGAACCUGGUAAGGAGGAUGAAUAUCCAAAGAAACCCUUGGGGCAGCUUCCACCUGAGUCUAACUCUGCUUGUAUUAAUCAUUUGAGCAAUGGACAAAGAAGUGUUGGCAGGCCCAGCCCCAAAAUAAGCAGCAGGAAAGAAGAUGGACCGCCUCACAAGAAACAGGAGCAUUCUCCUGCCCAUCACCGCAGAAAUGGCACACCAGAAAAAGUCGGGCAAUCAAGACGUAAGUCCGUGGAUGAGGAUAGUAAAAAUCUGAAGCCUGAGGGAGAUUUUCAGAGAAAACCUUCCCCUGGUAUACAGGACAGUUCCAGGCACUAUAACCAUGCAGCUGCUAACCAAAAUAGCAAUGCAAUUUCAAACAUCAGGAAGGAAUUUAUGCCCAAAUGGAGAAAACCAUCAGAUGCCUCAGCUAUUGAAAGAACUGCUAAAUAUGCCAUUGAAGACAAAAGUCACUCAGCGCUUCCCGCUCUUCCCGUCAGCAUCCCAAGUUCUGCUGAGACCCGAUGGUCAAACUCAAGGCAAAAGAUGAAGGCUUUUGAUGGGGGAGAUGGGAAGCGGGGUUCCAAUGCUUCCCAGUAUGACAACGUGCCUGGGGGUGAGGGAGAGCAUGGUGCGUCUGCGGAAGAGGGACUGGAGCGGACUCACCCUCACAGCCCCAGGAAGCACCCUGAGCCAAGUCCCAACAAGUUUACAUUUAAAGUGCAGCCUCCCGGCCAUGCCCGAUACCCAUCCCAGCUAGAAGAAGAGGGCCUCAGAGCUGCGUAUCCACCCUCCUACAGCAACCCCCCUGGCUACCGUGGGAAUUCUCCAAAACACGUCCCUGCUGCCCACAGUGGCUUUGUGCCCGCACAGAUCAGCCCCGGGCCUCAAAUUAAUUCUUCCAGGAGACCUUACGGUUCCUCUCUUUCAGUUGACACUUCUCCAGAGAAAGCUUACGGCCGUCCAUCUCCUAUUGUUCUGCCCUCUAGUCGAAUUGAAGUCCUUCCCAUUGACAUUGGUGCCAGGGGGUACGGCAGUUCAGGGUCACCAAAGAAUGGAAAGUUCAUCCUUCCUCCAGUGGACUAUCUGCCAGAGAACAGAAAAUGGUCAGAAGUUAGUUAUACAUACAGACCCGAGAUGCAUGGUCAGUCAUGGACUCAGGAUGCUAACCGUAGCCACUUAAGCAAUUUACCAAAAUACGCAGCCUUUCAGCACAUACCUUUUCAGGACCAUGGCCUUCCAGAAGUGUCUGUAGACAGUCCAGUGAGGUAUAAGACUUCACCAGCUGUGGAAGCUGCCAGUCCUCCUGGGUACCCAUAUGCAGGACCCCCCACUUCGGCACAUCACUACAGAAAUCGAGAGGGACUUUCUGUUCAAGAAUCAGUGUUGCUGUGAUGGUGUGGCUGUACUCACUGACAAGAGAAUAGAACCCAUAUGAUGCCCACAUUGCUAUGUUUAUAAUUGCCAAAGCAGUAUUUUUUGUAUUGUGAACACUUGCGCAGCUCAGUGUGUGUCAGUGAUGAGGGUAUGGGAAUGCGUCGUCCUGUGCAGAGGCUGCUGAAGAAGAGGGAGGCGGUGCAUCCUGGCUGAACCUUUAUAAUAGAGUAGCCUGGAACCAGCAAUAGCAUUCAGGGCUGCACACAAGCGAGGUUCUCUAUGCUGCUCCCUAGACCCGCUGUGUUCUGACCACUGCUAGACAGCAUGAGACACUGUAGAGCAGACACUCUGAGGGCUGCCCCUCGCCUUUGAAUAGAUGAGGAAGCACCUGUGCAUAUACAUGUUAGUUUUUAAAACCACCUUUAAUCUAGAUCUAUGGAAUAACAGUGGGUUUUUUUUUACCCCUUUCUGCCCACCCUGCCCCAACAUAUUUUAACCCAGGUUCUAAACUGAAACUGACUAAAAUUUGUCCUGACUUUAUGAAUCCAGCUCCUUAUGGAGUGUCAUUCUCCUAAAAUUGCUGCCAUUUUGUCUCCUCCUGAAAGUUAAAGGCUUCAGAGAAAGUCUCACCACUCGAUGGUGCCUAAACCUGAGUCAGUUAGCCGGCUACACAACUUCACCCUGUCCCCUCAUCUCCAAGUGUCUCGGUGCUGCUGUGCCCUGGGCUCUGGCCAGGUGCGAGGGACUGGCUGCAGAGCAAGCUGGAAGUCAGACCUCGAAGUGCCCUAGGCAGUAGAAGGUUGCUUUUCACAGUCCUUGGAAAGCAGCUUUAACCAUAAAGGAAGGCUGCUUCUCACUCUGCUUCCGGUUCUAGGUUUUCGCAGGCCCCAGGGGACCAUUCACACAGUCUUUUCUACCACUCAGUCUUCAUAGAGUACAGUGGAUGGAUACUGCUACACUUACUGGGCCAUUCCAUUAUCCCUGUCAAAACUGGGAAAAGUACCCUAAUGAUUAAUAACCAUCUAGAAUUUUGAUCUUUGUAAAAAAAAAAAAGGGGGGGGGGAGGUAGUUUCAUAGUUUUGGAUUUUAUUUUUCAGUGAAAAAUAAUUGUAGUUCGUGGGUUUUUUUUUUUUUAAAAUUCCUUUUAUGCUGUCACACACUACUGUCACCAAGACACUGACAAAGUGCCGGGUUCUCAAAGAGCAAUGGCUGUGUCUGUGUGAAUGCUGGUCCACCGUUACCCUAUCGUAUCUGAAUAUAAGAAGCUAGAAAGUCCAACAGUGGCGCCCCCCGCUGCUUCAUGAUGGGGACCUAAGCUUUUGAAGUACAAGAAUAUGUCUUCAUGAAAGUAACAGUGUUUAUCUAGCAAACGUGACAAUAUUUUUAUGUAUAUAAUGAUUCUAAUGUAAUUUAAUUAACAUGGUAAUGAUGUUAUUAAGUGUGGAAGCAAAUGCAGUAUAUUAAAGGUGAACACCACACUGAAACUCCCAACUCCUGACAGAAUAACCAGGCUCUUGAUUUAGGUCAUGUGGAAGGUGAGAAAUAAAUGUAUAUAGACAAGUAUAUUGAGGAUAUUAAUUUCAGUUCUUAAAGUAUGACCUGUGACUCAUAAGGAACCAAGCUGUACAGUUUAGCUCAUGAUUGCAGCGUCUAUGUCUCUUCAGAAAGUAUAAAUCAUAGUGGUAAAUAAUGUAGAUUAUAUAUAUAUAUAUGCAAUAUAUAUGGACACACUAUUUUCUUAUGUCAUCUAUGGCAUUUUUUAUCUGUAUACUUUUUGAUGUGAUUGUUUUUAACAUGCUAAAAGUAAUCUGU